CGCUCAGGAUGGCGCGAGCUGAGUAGCGGCUCGGAGGAAGCUCUUUGGAAGCUGUGGCCGGCCGACCUGCUUCCGCGCCCUCCCGCGACCCCAUUGCUACCGCGCUGGCACCGAGGGCGGCCGGUGACGCGGAGGCGGCACGUGUCCCACACCCGUCUGCGGCCGCGCUAGGGUACCGGGCCUGGCUCGCCCGCUGGCCGGCAUCGCCCGCGGCUGCCACCUGUGGAGGGCGCGGCUGCCCUGCGGGCCCGCGGGCCCGCGGAGGGGGCUCGGCGACAUGUGUCCCGCGCUGCAGGACCCGCUGCAACCCGGAGGUAUGAAGAAAACACUUCAGGAUGAGAUUGAAGCCAUUCUGAGGAAGAGGAUUAUGGUGCUUGAUGGCGGAAUGGGGACCAUGAUCCAGCGGUACAAGCUAAGUGAAGAAAAGUUCCAAGGUCAAGAAUUUAAAGACCAUGCCAAACCACUGAAAGGCAACAAUGAUAUUUUAAGUAUAACUCAACCUGAUAUCAUUUACCAAAUCCAUAAGGAAUACUUGGUGGCUGGAGCAGAUAUCAUCGAAACAAAUACUUUUAGCAGCACUAGUAUUGCCCAGGCUGACUAUGGCCUUGAACACUUGGCUUACCGGAUGAACAAGUGCUCUGCAGGUGUGGCCAGAAAAGCUGCUGAAGAGAUAACUCGACAGACAGGAAUCAAGAGGUUUGUUGCAGGAGCUCUGGGCCCAACUAAUAAGACACUCUCUGUGUCUCCAUCUGURGAAAGACCAGAUUUUAGGAACAUCACGUUUGAUGAGCUUGUUGAAGCAUACCAAGAGCAGGCCAGAGGACUUCUGGAUGGUGGAGUUGAUAUCUUACUCAUUGAAACUAUUUUUGAUACUGCUAAUGCCAAGGCAGCCUUGUUUGCACUCCAGAAACUUUUUGAAGAGAAUUAUGCUCCCCGGCCUAUCUUUAUCUCAGGGACAAUUGUUGAUAAAAGUGGACGGACUCUUUCUGGACAGACCGGAGAGGCAUUUGUCAUCAGUGUGUCUCAUGCAGACCCACUCUGCAUUGGAUUAAAUUGUGCUCUGGGUGCAGCUGAAAUGAGACCUUUUAUUGAAACCAUUGGAAAAUGUACGACAGCRUAUGUUCUCUGUUAUCCCAAUGCAGGUCUUCCCAACACUUUUGGUGACUAUGAUGAAACACCUUCCAUGAUGGCCAUGCACCUCAAGGACUUUGCAGUGGAUGGCUUGGUCAAUAUUGUUGGCGGAUGCUGUGGUUCAACACCAGAUCAUAUCAGGGAAAUUGCUGAAGCUGUGAAAAAUUGCAAGCCUAGAGUUCCACCUGCCACUGUUUUUGAAGGACAUAUGUUACUAUCUGGUCUAGAGCCCUUCAGGAUUGGACCAUACACCAACUUUGUUAACAUUGGAGAGCGCUGUAACGUUGCAGGAUCCAGGAAGUUUGCUAAACUCAUCAUGGCAGGAAACUAUGAAGAAGCCCUGAGUAUUGCCAAAUUGCAAGUGGAAAUGGGAGCCCAGGUGCUGGAUAUCAACAUGGAUGAUGGCAUGCUAGAUGGUCCCAGUGCAAUGACUAGAUUUUGCAACUUGAUCGCUUCUGAGCCCGACAUUGCCAAGGUGCCCUUGUGCAUUGACUCUUCCAAUUUUGCUGUGAUUGAAGCUGGGUUAAAGUGCUGCCAGGGAAAGUGCAUCGUCAACAGCAUUAGUUUGAAGGAGGGAGAGGAGGACUUCUUGGAGAAGGCCAGGAAAAUUAAGAAGUUUGGAGCUGCUGUGGUGAUUAUGGCUUUUGAUGAAGAAGGACAGGCGACAGAAACAGAUGUCAAAAUCAGUAUAUGCACCCGAGCCUACCAUUUACUUGUGAAAAAACUGGGCUUUAAUCCAAAUGACAUCAUCUUUGACCCCAACAUCCUCACCAUUGGUACUGGAAUGGAAGAACAUAACUUGUAUGCUAUAAAUUUUAUCCAUGCAACUAAAGUCAUUAAAGAAACUUUACCAGGAGUCAGAAUAAGUGGAGGUCUUUCCAAUUUGUCCUUCUCCUUCCGAGGAAUGGACGCCAUCCGAGAAGCAAUGCAUGGGGUUUUCCUUUACCACGCAAUCAAGUUUGGUAUGGAUAUGGGGAUAGUGAAUGCAGGAAACCUCCCAGUAUAUGAUGAUAUCCACAAGGAACUUCUUCAGCUCUGUGAAGACCUCAUCUGGAAUAAAGACCCUGAAGCCACUGAGAAGCUCUUACAUUAUGCCCAGACUCAUGGCAAAGGAGGGAAGAAGGUCAUUCAGACCGAUGAGUGGAGGAACAGUCCCAUUGAACAACGGCUAGAGUAUGCUCUUGUGAAGGGCAUUGAAAAAUAUAUUAUCCAGGAUACUGAGGAAGCCAGGUUAAAUCAGGAAAAAUAUCCCCGACCUCUGAAUAUAAUCGAAGGACCCCUGAUGAAUGGCAUGAAAGUUGUUGGUGAUCUUUUUGGAGCUGGAAAAAUGUUUCUACCUCAGGUUAUAAAGUCAGCUCGGGUCAUGAAGAAGGCUGUUGGCCACCUUAUCCCCUUUAUGGAAAAAGAAAGAGAAGAAAACAGAGUGCUUAAUUGCACAGUAGAAGAAGAGGACCCUUAUCAAGGCACCAUUGUGCUAGCCACUGUGAAAGGUGAUGUGCACGACAUAGGAAAGAACAUAGUUGGAGUGGUCCUUGGCUGCAAUAAUUUCAGAGUGAUUGAUUUAGGAGUCAUGACUCCCUGCGAUAAGAUACUGAAAGCUGCUCUUGACCACAAAGCAGACAUAAUUGGCCUGUCAGGACUCAUCACUCCUUCCCUAGAUGAAAUGAUUUUUGUUGCCAAGGAAAUGGAGAGGUUAGCUAUAAAGAUUCCAUUGUUGAUUGGAGGAGCAACCACUUCUAGAACCCACACAGCAGUUAAAAUAGCUCCAAGAUACAGCGCGCCUGUGAUCCACGUCCUGGAUGCAUCCAAGAGUGUGGUGGUGUGUUCUCAACUAUUAGACGAAAAUCUAAAAGAUGAAUUCUUUGAAGAAAUCAUGGAAGAAUAUGAAGAUAUUAGACAGGACCAUUAUGAGAAUCUCAAGGAGAGGAAAUACCUACCCUUAAAUCAAGCCAGAAAAAAUGGUUUCCAUAUUGACUGGUUGACAGAACCUCACCCAGUGAAGCCCAUGUUUAUCGGGACCCGGGUCUUUGAAGACUAUGACCUGCAGAAGCUGGUGGACUACAUUGACUGGAAGCCUUUCUUUGAUGUCUGGCAGCUCCGUGGCAAGUACCCGAAUCGAGGCUUUCCCAAGAUAUUUAACGACAAAACAGUAGGUGAAGAGGCCAGAAAGGUGUAUGAUGAUGCCCAGAGUAUGCUGAGCGCACUGAUUGGUCAAAGGAAGCUCCAGGCCAGGGGUGUGGUUGGGUUCUGGCCAGCGCAGAGUGUCCAGGACGACAUCCACCUGUAUGCAGAGGGUGUGGUGCCUCAGGCUGCGGAGCCCAUAGCCACCUUUCAUGGGUUGAGGCAGCAGGCUGAGAAGGACUCUGCCAGCACAGACUCAUACCAGUGCCUCUCGGACUUCAUUGCUCCUCUGCAUUCUGGGAUCCGGGACUACUUGGGCCUGUUUGCUGUUGCAUGUUUUGGGGUGGAAGAGCUGAGCAAGGCCUAUGAGGACCAGGGCGAUGACUACAGCAGCAUCAUGGUCAAGGCGCUGGGGGAUCGGCUGGCAGAGGCCUUUGCAGAGGAGCUGCAUGAGAGGGUUCGCAGAGAAUUCUGGGCCUACUGCAGCAGUGAGCAGCUGAGCGUCCCGGACCUGCGCAAGCUCCGGUAUGAGGGGAUCCGGCCAGCUCCCGGCUACCCCAGCCAGCCUGACCACACUGAGAAGCUCACCAUGUGGAGACUGGCUGACAUCGAGCAGUGCACAGGCAUCAGGUUGACAGAGUCUUUGGCAAUGGCACCCGCCUCUGCAGUGUCGGGCCUCUAUUUCUCCAAUCUGCAGUCCAAAUAUUUUGCUGUGGGGAAAAUUUCCAAGGAUCAGGUUGAAGAUUAUGCUCUGAGGAAGAACAUGACUGUGGCUGACGUGGAGAAAUGGCUUGGACCCAUCUUGGGAUAUGAUACAGACUAACUUUUCCUCCUGCCCGCCCUCCUCCUCUUAACCUUCUGUGUGCUUGCUCACCUCAAAGAGAGAUAAUCCAAAGUGCCUUAAAAACAACAACAAAGGCCUGAGUGCAUCUGGUCAGCACAGCCCUGCUUCUAGCUUUGGAAACUAUCCUGGAGAUGCUAUGGAGGAACGGGGCUUCUGGGGAUUUCUGGAAGACAUCGCUGUUUUUAGGUACCUUGAAUGAGUAGCAGUGAGGUUUCGUGGCUCUCAUGGUGUCCCUGGUACCUGGGGACUGGACAARCUGGAAACAGGUCUUUUGCAUUUCAAAGCAAGUCAGCCUGCUUCUUCUCCAUUUUACCUUGGAUCUAGGAGGGAACUCACUCCUCCUAGAAAAUAAGCCUGCAACCUGGUUGGAAUAGAGAAAUGUAACCCUGGGGCAGAGUGCCACUGUGAGAAAUGGGGUGUUUAAUCUAAAUGGUCCCAACAGCAGACUCUGACAGGAAAGAGAGUAUCUCUGCUCUCUUGGAAAGACUUCAUUUUCUAAGGCUCAGCUAAAUGGCUGCAGAACUCCUUUUGGCUAAGGCAUCUCACUGCUUGCAUGUCAGAAGUAUUGAGCUGUUUGCCCUGGUGUGCUGAGUGCAGUCACGCUCUCCAAGCUUUUUUUGUGUGUGUGCUCCCACAAUUUCCUAAUCCCUUCCCUGAGGGGGGAUAAAAGGAAGUGGAGAAGGAGUGGCAGUUAAGGGUGGUUCAUGUCUUUUAAUUGUCUUCAGAAUUGAGCAGAUUCUUAGCUCAGCUGCAGUGACCUUUGCAGAGUUGGACUGUGGACAGUCUGAUGUCAUUCAAUUCUUCUUUUUCUAUACUGAUCUAACUCGAAACUCAUAUAGUUUAGAAAUAGCAUAUUGACUUGUUCUKGGCCAUUUUAGGGGAAAUGGUAAGCGCAUGGACUUCGAAGUCAGAUAUACGUGGACUCAAAUUUCAGCUUUGGCUACUUAAUUGCUGUGUGAUAUAAGUAAAUUACUUAGACUUUCCAAUAUGCUUUCUCAUCUGUAAAGUGAGAAUAAAGAGUGGUUUUUGUCUCAUUGACAUGAGAUGCAGACUAAAGGACAUGAUGCAUGUGGGACAAUUCACAUGGCAUCUGACACACAGCAAGUUCUUAAUAAAUGGUAGCUUCUGUGGAGUUCUGUAGGUAGCCCCCAGACUCCUCAUGUAGCAGGUGCUCCUGAAAAGAGAACAAGAGGUUAACAGAGGGCAAAAGAAUGGGGAAAUUUUGCAUCGUCAUGACGGGACUGAACCUGCUGGAUCAGGGGUUCAGACCUCAUUUGACUGGGAAAGAGAAUCUGCCUCCUAUGUUAUGUGCUUCAUUGGGACUCACUCACUGUGAGCCAAACAUCCUCACUUAUCUCACUGCAUAUCAGCUGGCCAUGCCCCUAAAGCAGUGGUAUGUUGAGGUUUGUUGGAGGUGAAAGGGGGAAAAUAAAAAGACUUGGGAAAUAAUUCUGCGUAGCAGCCAUAGCAUGUAUGUGUUUAUUGGAGAGCAGCAUACAUUUCCAGUAUCGMGUACCCCUAAAGUGAAGGUGAUUGUGUACUUUCUUUAGGUACACUUAACUUGUUUCAGAUUGAGAAUAGCACUUGGUGUCCUGAGCCACUUAGUUGGAGAACUUACUUCCUGUUCCAUAGCAGGUAUAUUAUUUAGGCUUUGGGACAUUCUUCUUCGGGAAAAAGAAACCUCCUUCAAAUAUGUUAAUAUAUUUUAUUUGAAUAGUUACUAAGAGUGUCCUGAUUGUUAAGUACUUGCCAUAUCUUCUCUCAGCUGGUUUGAGAUAGAGUGGCUUUCUUGAAUGUGAUGUCAGGCUAAUCCCAUGAAAGAUCUGUUUCUAAAGACAAAAAUUUUGUAAGUUCAAGUACCUGUGUGAUCAUUAAGAAUAAAAUACAACCUAAAGGCACCCUCCUGGGUUUAUCUCAGGUGCCAGARAAGCAGGACUUCAAAGGCAGGGAGUUUAGUGACAUUCUAGACUCAGGUCUUCCCUGUGUGGCUGACUCAAUCCACAACCUCUUCCAUUGUCAGCAUCUGGGACUGACGUGAACUGCGCGCUUAGCACCUCCGCAUUCACUAAGGCUCCAUGUAAACUUUUCCCUCUAAAGAAUUGUCCCCAUUUUGCUGCUGGUUCUGCUGUUACUGAGGAGGCUGGUGGUUGAGCUCAGGUCUUAAAUACUAUUUSUCCUUUGAGCCAUUCUGCUAGCCGCCACCCUUCGUACAGUGAACUCAUGGAGAACAGUCAGGCAUGCCGUCAGCAGACGUAGGGUACCUCGCCCCUGCCAGCCAUCUUCUCCUCACGUUCUCUGUAAUGCAUACACAUACACAAACCCCUGCCCUGUGCUUUCUCAUUACUCCUGCCACUAGGGACCUCGUGAUUAUUAGUCCCAGGGUCCUUUGCAAYAGGUUUUCUUUUCUUUGGUUUUAGACAGUAUUGACCAGUUUUUCAAAAAUUUCUCUACACUGGUUCCCCCUUGACAUUCCUUCUCUGGUUAACCUUCUAUAUUUAUGAUAAUGUAUCAACCCUUUUCAUAACUCUCUCUGCCCACUGAAACUCUCAUGUCCCCAGCAGUUGGUCAGCAGUGGCCUCUCAGGCAGUGCUGUCUGAGAGGGGAGGCUGUCCAGUYGAUAGCUGCACUUCUCUCCAUCUAGACUUCCCUCUGCUGAUGGACAUGGUGAUGCUCAGCUGCUUCCCGAGGACAUACUUGGGUCUCACCCUGUGUCCCAAACCCUGUCUUUGAUGCCUCAUUUUAACCCCAGCACAUUCACUGACAGGGAGAGAUGCUUCUGCCCAAGCCACAAGUCUCAGGCUUACCCAUAAUCUUUUUUUAGAACUUUGCACUUAAAKAUGCACUUAUCCUACUUGAGAUGGAUGGUGGUAGAUUUAUUCAGGAACACAGUGAUUGAAUCCUGGUUUAACAUUUGAAGAAUAAAGAGUUGGGCACAGUGGUGCACUCCUGUAAUCCCAGCAGCUCAGGAGGCUAAGGUAGGAGGAUCACAAGUUCAA
This is a messenger RNA of Urocitellus parryii (Arctic ground squirrel), 7092 nucleotides long. It is a transcript of the gene Mtr, whose product is annotated as 5-methyltetrahydrofolate-homocysteine methyltransferase. Gene Ontology annotation, cellular component: cytosol. NCBI's taxonomy places the organism in Eukaryota, Metazoa, Chordata, Mammalia, Rodentia, Sciuridae. Gene Ontology annotation, biological process: tetrahydrofolate metabolic process; homocysteine metabolic process. Gene Ontology annotation, molecular function: zinc ion binding; methionine synthase activity; cobalamin binding. The record is from RefSeq and is a predicted model, not a curated record.